Messenger RNA from Didymosphaeria variabile, 1077 nucleotides. RefSeq lists its product as uncharacterized. Gene Ontology annotation, molecular function: hydrolase activity. The transcript has a single exon. The record is from RefSeq and is a predicted model, not a curated record. Lineage: Eukaryota; Fungi; Ascomycota; Dothideomycetes; Pleosporales; Didymosphaeriaceae. Bases 1 to 1077 code for a protein of 358 amino acids.
AUGUGCGAUUUCAGUGAAUACGGCGGCCCCUCGGAGGAAUGGCUCGCCGUGGAAAAGACACUCCCGGUUCCGUUUUUUGACUUUGGUGCUGAUCCAAAAAGUGCCAGAACCGUUGUGAACGGCGGCCGUGAGGAUGCAUCCGCAAAACUGAUGGAGAGACUCGGGCCACAUGUACGCAUGACGGAUCAUUCCAUUCCAACGCGUGACGGAUCCACAAUCGAGGCUCGGAGUUACCGUGCAGUGUCCAAGUCAGAGGACGACAUAUUGCCAGCAUAUCUAUACUUCCAUGGUGGCGGAUUCAUUUUCGGUACGCUGAACAGCGAAGAUGCAGCGUGUGCCAAUACUGCUAUCAAUACCGGAGCAGUGGUCGUCAACGUCAAUUACCGCCACACCCCUGAACAUAUCUUCCCCACGGCGUGGAACGACGCACAGGAUGCUUUCAUCUGGCUGCACAAGAACACCGACAAGCUCAAAAUCGAUCGAUCGAAAGUUGUUGUAGGCGGUAUAAGUGCAGGCGGUCAGCUUACUGCUUCGCUAGUAUUGGAAAAGCAUCUUGGGAAGAACGAGGCGUUGAAUGGGCUACCUGCGAUCGCUGCACAAGUCCUCAUCAUUCCGGCUCUAGCCCAUCACGAAACAUACGCUGAGGGACCAAUGAAAAUGAUGAAGAGCCCCGAGAUUUCCUCGAUUGUAGAGAACGAGAACGCUCCGAUUCUGCCAAUGAAGGCUUGCCGAAUAUUCACGUCACUCCUCAAAAUUCCCCAGGUCGAAUUGAAGGACACGAAAACUAACAUACUCACUGCAGCAACGUCGGACGAUGUCAAAGGAUUGCCGCCUACUAUGUUCGGGAUCGCUGGUCUAGACCCACUACGAGACGAGGCGCUUUUGUACGCCAAGCUGUUGUCUGAAGCGGGCGUACCGACUGAAGUCAGACUGUUUAAGGGUGUACCACACGGAUUCCGAAGGUUUGGAGCUGCAUUGAAAGCCUCUGCUCAGUGGGACAGGGCUGUCGAAGAUGGCAUUGCGUGGUCGCUCAAGAAGCCAGCUGCAACCGGCAAAUUUGACAUCAAAGUAGUGUGA